AUGGAUCCUGGUGUUGACGGAGGACUCAAUGUCAGCCUGACUCUCAGGCUGCUGAUGCAUGGAAAGGAAGUGGGAAGUAUCAUUGGGAAGAAAGGAGAGACAGUGAAGAAGAUGCGAGAGGAGAGUGGAGCACGAAUUAAUAUCUCUGAGGGCAACUGUCCUGAGCGGAUUGUUACUUUGUCUGGACCCACCAGUGCCAUCUUCAAAGCGUUCACCAUGAUCACUCACAAGCUAGAGGAGGAUAUCACCAGUGGCAUGGUGAACAGCACCGCCUCCAGCCAGCCUCCAGUCACACUGCGCAUUGUUAUCCCAGCUAGUCAGUGUGGAUCACUGAUCGGGAAAGGGGGAUGCAAAAUCAAGGAGAUCCGUGAGUCAACCGGAGCCCAGGUCCAGGUGGCUGGCGAUAUGCUGCCCAACUCAACUGAAAGAGCCAUCACAAUUGCUGGGACUCCACCGUCCAUCAUUGAAUGUGCCAAACAGAUCUGUGUGGUGAUCCUGGAGCAAUCUCCACCGAAGGGCAUUACCGUGCCAUACCGGCCUAAGCCCAUCUCAGCUCCUGUCAUCUUUGCAGGCGGGCAGGCUUAUACCAUUCAGGGACAGUUUGCCAUUCCACAUCCUGAUCUAACUAAGCUUCACCAAUUGGCCAUGCAGCAGACGCCUUUCACACCAGUGGGACAAACCAGCCCUGGAUAUUCUGGUCUGGACUCCUCUCAGACUAGUUCUCAUGAAAUUGCCAUACCCAAUGAUCUGAUUGGAUGUAUCAUUGGACGACAAGGUAGCAAGAUCAAUGAAAUCCGACAGAUGUCUGGGGCACAGAUCAAGAUCUCCAACCCAGCUGAAGGCUCGAAUGACCGACAAAUCACCAUCACUGGCUCGCCUGCCAACAUUAGUCUGGCACAGUACCUUAUUAAUGCAAGGUUGUCUUCUGAAGCAUCAGGAAUGGCGAGUCAGUAA
Mobula hypostoma (lesser devil ray) is the source of this 954-nucleotide messenger RNA. RefSeq names its product poly(rC)-binding protein 3-like. Bases 1 to 954 code for a protein of 317 amino acids. The record is from RefSeq and is a predicted model, not a curated record. NCBI's taxonomy places the organism in Eukaryota, Metazoa, Chordata, Chondrichthyes, Myliobatiformes, Myliobatidae. Gene Ontology annotation, cellular component: nucleoplasm; cytoplasm; nucleus. Gene Ontology annotation, molecular function: mRNA binding; single-stranded DNA binding. The transcript is spliced from 12 exons. Gene Ontology annotation, biological process: regulation of RNA metabolic process; regulation of gene expression.